Messenger RNA from Alexandromys fortis (reed vole), 2072 nucleotides. Its product is annotated as uromodulin-like. The transcript is spliced from 8 exons. Lineage: Eukaryota; Metazoa; Chordata; Mammalia; Rodentia; Cricetidae. The record is from RefSeq and is a predicted model, not a curated record.
GACUCGCCCUCCACAGAGAGCUAUGUGAGUAACGGAAGUCUGCCCUGCCCAUCUACAAGUUCAAGUCGGCCUCACAGAACGGAAGGCCACGACUCCACAGAAGAACCCAACAGCUCGUCAGUGACUGAGACACCGACAUCUAAGUCCCAAGAUCAGAUGACAUCACCUACUCUUUCAGCGUCACCCUAGAGCAGAGGCACAGCAGGGCCCACAGAACAGGUGACAUCAACAGUACACACCCCUGCCAUGACAGUCACUAAGAGCAUGCCACUGUCAGAUUCCACAGUGACCUCUGCAGUAAAGGAAUCGAUAGUGACAUCCAAAACCACAGUUUUAUUCAGCUUGGCCAUUUCAGCUGAGACCCCACAAAUGAAUCAAAUUCCACUGUCAUCAACACUGGACAAAGCCAGGGACACACACGAACCUUUACCCACAACAACCACGGCAGUUACAAACACCUCUUCACCCACCACAGUCGCCCUGGGGACAAAUGUUCUCAGCACAGCCACAGCUGAGACUCAGGAAAAAGACACUGCAGCUGUACCCCCAACCCCAGCGACAACCCCCACAACAAGCAAACCACCAGACCCACAGUGCAGCUCUGUGACACAGACGCCUUCCCAGCCAGCACAGACAGACUCAAGCAUAGGCCCUGGUACAACCCAGUCACCUAAACAUCCCACAGGCCUUGUCCAUAACGCCUCAGAGACAACCAAAUCCUCCACUAUAAUUGGGACCAGUCCAGCACCCCCCAGCUCAAGCCAGAGUAGCGGUCCAGGGGGUGGUGCCUGUGCUUUGGAUGAGUAUCUAGACAGCACCAGAGGCUGUAGGUGCAACAAGAGCUACUAUUCCCACUUGGAACUAUCCAGGGAGAUAGGGAUCCUGCGCUGCAAACCAGAGGUCAUUGAGGUGGCUCUGAGGAGCUGCUUCUUGAAGCAUCAGCACUGGGUCCUGAAGAAAGAUGUCUUCUCGGGGUGUUCAAGUACCAAUACAACAGACCAGGGUCACCGGGUCCAGGUCUUUCAGUUGGAGAAGAAGGAAGGAACUUGUGGACUCCACAUCUCUACCAACGUCAGCCAUGCCCUGCACUCUGUGAAUGUGCACCUUGAACAGGCUCGCCUUGGCUCUGGCUCAAGAGUGCUCCACUUCAGCUGUGUGUACCCCCUGGUGGUGAACGUCAGCAAGCCCAUCUCCUACCAGGAGGCCUCCAUUCCAUGAGUUAACACUGUCCACAUUCCUGGCACUGGAAAGACUGUCAUCGCCCUGAGCGUCUCCACAGACCUCCAACUCCACAAACCACUCGAGGACCAUGCAGCUCCCGUGGGCAUGCCCCUCUACGUGGUCCUCAGAUCCACCAGCAGUGAUCCUGACCGGUUUGCGCUGGUGGCUAAUGAAGUCUUUGCCAGGGACAACCUCUCCAACACAGUGGCUAAGGACACCUAUCAUUUUGUGAAUGAGAGGUGCCCAGUCGGGGACCGGCUGCUCCAGGACUUGAACAAUGGAGUCUCUGUACAGGUGACACUGGCCUUCACUCUGUCGCGAUUCUUGAAUAGUGACAUGCUCUACCUACACGCCCAAGUGACCCUCUGUGACAAGCAAGCGUCCCGCCCAUGCCAGCCGUCUUGUAGUGGAAAGAAUUACCUGCGGAGAAAUUCACCCUGGGACUCUCGAGUUGGGACCCGUCUGGAACCUGGCGGUAGCAAGUGGAUCGUAUUUGGGCCUCUCCGAAUAAGCGAGCCCAGAGCCUCCAGCAGCAGGAGCAGAGCAGGAGCCUGGAUGUCCAUCUUGCUCCUGAUGGUGACUGGCUGGAUGCUGGACUAAAAGCUGGUCCAGCCUCCCCACUCCAACACGAGCGCUUAGUGUCUAGUUUCCUUGCCUCAGCCAAGGAUGGAGCGGAGGAAGACUUGAUGAGAGGCAAGUGUGACCUCUGUUAGGCACCAGAGGACCAGUGUGUAGCCCAGCGUUGGGAAGACUGUGGCGACUGCCUGGUGGAUUAUGCUCUCUUGUCAUGCCUUUGUUUCCUAUCCUUGUAGCUCAUAGGGGAGGGCGUGUGAUUAGACCACUCAACAUGA